This is a messenger RNA of Ostrea edulis (European flat oyster), 1924 nucleotides long. Its product is annotated as proton-coupled folate transporter-like. Gene Ontology annotation, cellular component: membrane. The transcript has 4 exons. Gene Ontology annotation, molecular function: transmembrane transporter activity. Gene Ontology annotation, biological process: transmembrane transport. The record is from RefSeq and is a predicted model, not a curated record. Lineage: Eukaryota; Metazoa; Mollusca; Bivalvia; Ostreida; Ostreidae. Bases 48 to 1472 code for a protein of 474 amino acids.
AAACGACGAUGCAUCUUUACUGGGCAGGUUAGAUUUUACUCGUGAAUAUGAAUUCUGGUACUGAGAAGACUCGGCUUCUUACUAACACCGAGGAUGUUGUCAGAGAAAAACCAACAAAGAUAUCUGUAGAAUGUUUGGUUUGCCUUAUAUCAAUUUUACAUUAUGUUUCUUCGAUAAUCGAAUCCCUGCUUGUGACGGAGUAUACUUACCAGUAUAUCAGUACACGGACGCAGGGGAAACCAAGCCAAUUAGGGUUUAGUCACUCGAGUUCUAAUGAAAAUUGUUCCGCUCACAAAAACGAAGCGCAAGAAAAAAGUGCGCAGUGGAACUCAUAUUAUGUGUAUGCUGAGUAUGUACCUGGUCUCUUCGUGGUGGCCUGGGGAGGAGUUAUGUCGGACUACUAUGGAAGAAAAUUCUUCAUUGUCUUACCUGUUCUGGGAACUUUCCUUCGAUGUUUUGCUACACUUGUCGUCCUGCAGUACAACCUCGACAUAAUCUACCUCCUGAUAGGUUGUCUGUUAGCAGGAUUCACAGGGACUCACUACACCAUGGACAUUGCAAUUUGCGGUGUUGUCGCAGACAUCUCGAAAUAUGACAAAUCACGAACGUUCAAAUUAGCUUUAUUACAUUUAUAUGCUGGAAUUGCAUCGACUUUGGCACAAGUAUCCACGGGAUAUAUGAUCAAGUACCUUGGAUUCCUUAUCCCGUGUGUGGUGUCACAGGCUUUGUGCGUUUUAAAUGUAAUUGCUGGAUUAUAUAUACCCGAAACCUUAGCAAAAUCUAGACGAAAAACCAACAGCGACAAUUGCUGUCAAAAGAUCGGUAGAUUUUUCGCUUUCUACACUAGUUCAUCAAAUCUUCGAGACGGGAAAGUUUGGCAGUUCGUGUUAUGCCUCUUGUCGUUGGCCUUCUGUCUUUCGCCAUACACAACUAGAAGCGGUAUGGAUAUAAUCUAUUUUUUAGGACAACCAUUUUGCUUUUCGUCGGAGAAAAUCGGCUGGUAUAAUUCUGCAAACAGUUUCCUCUGUCUAUGCGUAUCUGUGUUUGUUUUGAAGUUGUUUCACCUUUGCAUUAAUGACGAGUUUAUAACCAUUUUAAGCUGUAUUUCUGGGAUUCUGUGCUUCUCCAUACAGGGUUUCGCUUCAGUCUGGUGGAUGCUGUAUGUAGCCGCUGGAUGCGGAGUGAUCUCCCUCAAUUCACUUCCGGUUAUCAAAGGCAUCAUGUCUCGUCUGGUUGAUGAAACAAGACAAGGUGCUCUCUUCGCUAAUAUUUUCUUCCUGGAGACGAUUUGUCGAUUGUUCGCAUCCUCUCUCUUCUUCAAUAUUUAUGCAGCGACACAGGAUAUUAUGAGAGGAUUCGUGUACCUUGUAUACGCAGGAUUCAUCACAGUAGGAGCAAUAUUAAUGAUUCCUGUAAUGAUAUCUGCUAGACAAAAUUUGAGGAGGAUCAGAGAAAUAUCCAUACAGACCUGAGGGUGAUACUGUCUUCUGCAAUAGACCGGUUGCUGUAAAAGACCGGUUAUUGUCACAGACCGGUUACUGUCACAGACCGGUUACUGUAAUAGACGGUUACUAUCAUAGACCGGUUACUGUCACAGACCGGUUACUGUAAUAGACAGUCACUAUCAUAGAUCGGUUACUGUAAUAGACCGGUUACUAUGAUGUGUAUUUGUCGUGUUACAUACAAAAUAUGGUUUGAGCAUGUAUACAGACCAUAUACUGGAAAUCAGUAUUUAUUCAUUCUGAAAACCUUGAAUUGACAAACAGACUUCGAAAUCCUUACAAAUACAUUGCAAUUCACAAUUAAAAGGUUACAAAUAAACAAUAGCCAUGUGCACAGGGAGGCUCACCGUAUCAAUAUAAUGAAUAGAUAUGUACCUGUAAUAUUCAAACUAUGUAUAUGAAUAGAUAAAUUUUGUCUCAAG